AUAAGAAUCAGACAAUAUAAAUAAAAUAUUAUAUACAACCUAGCAAAAAAUACUUCUUUUAUUAAUGAAUUAUAAAGAUCUUGUUAAAAAUAUGACAUUCUGAAAAUUUCACUUUGAUUUGUUCACUAAUAACAAUACAAGGGCUUUUUGAAUUUUGCCAUAUUUACCGAAUGACUCCAUAGAGUACUGUGUUAACUAAGUGAACUGUCUUGAGGUAAACCAAUUUGCAUCAAGGAUGUUGGUUAGUUUCAAUUGUGUUUAUAAAAAGUAUUAAUCAUAUGCUUUCUUAUUUAUUCACAAUUUACAUGGGUUUUCUGUUCUGUAAAAAUUGGGAGGCAUUUAAAGUAAGUAUGCAUCUAUAGUUUUAUUACCUCCCUUAAGUAGAACUCUUCAGUAAAGGAAAUUAAUUUUGGUGUAUUCAGUAAACAAAAUGGAAGCAGACAACACUUUUCAUACAGAUCAAAUUUGCAGUUUUACGCCUUUUUACAGCCAUGUGUGUGGACCUUCUAAAUUUUUUCCAUCAGAGUGCAAUCUUGUUCCAAUUUCUAAAUGUUUAAAAAACAUAUCAAGUCAUUUGAAUCAUUUUAACUUAAGUAACUCUCAUAUUCCUACUGAGGGGCAUUUGUUAUGUUUCCGAGUGGGCAUAUUUUCUUGCAAGUCCAUGGUACAUUGUACUAUAUGCCCAAAGCUGCGUGCACAGUUAGGAGUCAUGUGGCGACGGGGAAGCACGUGCGCGUACCCAAAUCACACCGGAAAGGCAAAACCAGAGAGGUCCAUCUCGCCUUCAACGUCAUAUUUUUUACUUGCCAACAAAGGUGUCCUCGUACCUGUUGGAUCAGGCAAGUAACAUCUUAAGUCAUAUUUUGAAAUGCUUGGAGAUACUAUGUAUAAUGUAAAAAUAUCGUUACAUUUAGAUCUAUAUCUUAAAUUAGUAAUACAAUUCAAAGGAAAGCCUUAGUAUACUCUAUUGAAUGUUAAUUUUGUACAUGUACAUUUCUUGCAUGUGGAAUUUCAUUGUAUAGUUAAUGAACUAUUGUACCAGAGAUAAACCAUCACCAGUUAAUUUGGUUUCUAUAAAAAACACUUUCAGUGUAUAAUUAUAUAUUGACUUGCAUGCAUGCAAUAAUUAAUUGAUUGUUUAAUUAUUAAUACUGUAAUUAGAUCGUUUUGUUCUUUUAUUAAACAUGACCUUGCAUCAUAUAACAGGUAUUUGUCGCAAGUGCAGAGGAGAUUUGUACGAGGCAAUGAAGGUCUCAAAUAUGCUAAAUAUUGAGUUUUUUUGCAAUGAUGAAACCUCAUUUCCAAAUUUCAAUGUGGAAGUAAAACCUGACGUCGACCCCUCAAAUCUGAUUCAUCGGCAAUCAAGUACAUGUAGUAUGAUAAUCGAGGCAAAAAACUCCAAAAAUCAGGUUUAUUCAAGGAUUGUUCAUGAUGAGAGACAUGCAGAAGAAAAUGUACCAGCAGACUUGCAGGAAUAUUCAGAAGAAGAAUCUGUACUGAGUUCUCAGCCUCUGUCCCAAGUUUCCUCAUGGAGCGAAGAAAAUUUGGAAACUUCGCUUAAUGAUAUAAACAAGCUAGGCCUUAAGUUCUAUAAGAAGGGGCAGUUUCAGUCUGCUGAAAUUUCAGGUUAGAAGGAAUUUAGAUAUCCUAAUGCCCAACACCAUUCGCACCUUAAAAAGGAAAGCAGAAGAAGCUACAAAUCUAAUCCUAGAAGGUAUAGCUCCUGGUCAGGGGAAAAAACCUUUCAGUUAAUCCAGGAACCUUCAGAUCUCAAAACAACUUCUUGUGAUCUAGAAAGAGCUGUGGUCAAUCUGUACAUGGAGAGCAGAGAUAAAGACAUUAAGAAACAGCUUCUGUCUUUGAUUUCAUUGUCUCACACUAAGAAGGAACUACAACAGCUCAUCCCUCAACUCUCAGUUUAUGCCAUAAAUGAAGCUCUCAAACAUGCUUUAGAUCAAAAAGAUGGUACUGAGGUUCCAAAUCAGAAACCAGUGUUUCACAGAAAAAUGGACAUUAUAAAAUUAGACCAUGCACUGGAUUUCAUCUUAAUCCAGCAUUUUAUCAGGUAUUUAUUUGGAUUUUAAUUUGUAGUGCAGUAUUAGCUGUUUGCACUGUAUCCUAGAGUGACCUUAAUUAGUUGCUGGUGGUCCCCA
Magallana angulata is the source of this 2153-nucleotide messenger RNA. RefSeq lists its product as uncharacterized. The transcript is spliced from 7 exons. Bases 1185 to 1631 code for a protein of 148 amino acids. Lineage: Eukaryota; Metazoa; Mollusca; Bivalvia; Ostreida; Ostreidae. The record is from RefSeq and is a predicted model, not a curated record.